Episyrphus balteatus (marmalade hoverfly) is the source of this 3982-nucleotide messenger RNA. Its product is annotated as probable phosphorylase b kinase regulatory subunit beta. The coding region runs from base 514 to 3813 and encodes 1099 amino acids. The record is from RefSeq and is a predicted model, not a curated record. Lineage: Eukaryota; Metazoa; Arthropoda; Insecta; Diptera; Syrphidae. Gene Ontology annotation, molecular function: calmodulin binding. Gene Ontology annotation, biological process: glycogen metabolic process. The transcript is spliced from 16 exons. Gene Ontology annotation, cellular component: phosphorylase kinase complex.
CAUUAAAUGUUACUUUUAUUACAAUUAAUUCACUAAUGAAUACUGAAAUUUCACAACUCAUAAAAUCGGAGAAGAAAAGAACGCAGUUCAUUUAGUUCUGAAAUUCCCCGGUGUGCACUCUCAAACAGAAAAAUGAACAGAUCUAUUGUUGACAACCAAUGUCAAACCAUACGACGGAUGAAAAAGUAGAAAGUUGGGCAACUUCUUCCGUCGAAACCGUCCGUCUCCGUCCGAUCCGUCGCUUAUGGGUCGCUUCCCAUAAGAACGUGUGUAUUUUAUCGAGCUGUCAGUCAAAAACUUCGACGGAACGGACGCAACGGAUUCUAUGGGCUGGGGCCUUUAUACCAUGGGCAAAAGUGAUUUGACAGCUCAGUUUCCAGUCUUAGUAUAGUUUGAUUAUGGACGCACCCAUUCAUGCUCAUUGAACUUAGCUGAACUGUCAUAUUUGACUUUUAAUACGAUAAGCAAGGUUAUUUGUAUUUAGUUUAAAGAAAAUUAGGAAAAAAUAUAAUAAUGAAAGAAACCUAUAAACCUAUUUUAAUUGAUUGUAGGGAAGGUGGCGGUGGGCCAAGCAGCGCUUCUGGCCAUGGUCGUCAAAACAGUCUCGAAGACAUGAAUCUAGAUCAGUUCCUUAAAACUAACAACUAUGAAGAUACGGUGAAACAAUUGGAUAUUUAUUAUGGCAUAGUUAAGCGCCAACUUUUGCGCUUUCAAAGCCCCAUCACCGGACUCUUUCCGGUUAUGAGCACUGACCAAGAAGUCGGAAGUGUCAGAGAUAGUAUCUAUUGCGCCGCAGCCGUUUGGAGUCUAUAUCAAGCAUAUAGACGCAUUGAUGAUGAUCGUGGUAAAUCAUAUGAGCUGGGACAGUCCACAGUUAAGUGCAUGAGAGGAAUUCUUCAAUGUUGGGUAAAACAGUCCCACAGAGUCGAGCUCUUUAAACAAAGACAAUCAAAUCAGCAUGCUUUGCAUAGUAAAUUCCAUCUUCACACUGGAGAAGAAAUAUACUCAGAUGACUUGUACAACCAUCUUCAAAUUGAUGUAGUUUCGCUUUAUCUUAUUUUCUUGGUUCAAAUGAUCACUUCUGGCCUGCAAAUUAUUUACACACAAGACGAAGUAGCUUUCAUUCAAAACCUUGUUUACUACGUUGAAAGAGCAUAUCGCACACCAGACUUUGGAAUGUGGGAACGUGGCUCGAAAUACAACAAUGCCACCCCGGAAAUUCACGCCUCCUCUAUUGGUAUGGCGAAAUCUGCUCUUGAAGCAAUAAAUGGAUGUAAUCUCUUUGGAGAGAAAGGUGCUUCUUGGAGUGUCGUUUACGUUGAUAUUGACGCACACAAUCGAAAUAGAAGUAUAUUUGAAACUAUGCUACCGAGGGAAUCCAGUUCAAAGGGAGUAGAUGCUUCACUUCUUCUGACACUGUCUUUUCCCGCAUUUGGAUCACAUGAAGAAAGUCUCGUAGAUCAAACAAAAUUAAAUGUAAUUAAAAGAUUACGUUGUAAAAAAGGAUUCAAACGAUUUAGUCGUGAUGGAUAUUUAAGCAAAAUUGAGGACAAAACGAGAAGGUAUUAUCACAAUGGAGAAAUAAAAGAUUUCGAAGGAUACGAAUGCGAGUGGCCACUUUUCUUUAUUGUUAUGAUCAUCGAUGGAGUUUUUAAAAAUAAUCCAGAACAAAUUGAAGAAUAUCAAAAUGAUUUAAGACGUUGCAUGCACACAGACGAACAUGGUGAUCCUUUUGUCACUAUGUUUUAUGCGCCAGAUGGUGAAGGCUCAUAUCUUCGAGCUCCAUCUCAGUCUUUAUUUCUUUGGGGACAAUCUUUAUUCAUCAUUGCUCAGCUCCUCACAGGAGGCCUAUUACAUAUUAAUGAACUGGAUCCUAUUCGUCGUUAUUUGCCAAGUUAUAAUAGACCGCGCCGAGGUGGACGUUACUCAGCUUUUCAGGGAAAAGCUGAUGAUGGCCAUAAUGCCAAACCCGGCAUUGGAACAGCAACCGAUUUAGUUGUCCAAAUAGUACUUAUUGCAGAAUCAAUGCGGUUACAAGCCAUGAUGGGAACCUAUGGCAUUCAAACUCAAACACCUCAUGAAGUCGAGCCAGUUCAAAUUUGGUCAUCAACCGAGUUAAUUAAAGUCUACCAACAUCUCGGAGUAAACAACAAAGUUGGAUUAACAGGUCGUCCACCACGUCCAGUUGGUUCAUUAGGUACCAGUAAAGUAUACCGGAUAUGUGGGAUGAGUGUCCUUUGCUACCCUCUUAUAUUUGAGGUGUCAGAUUUUUACUUGUAUCGAGAUAUGGCAUUGCUUAUUGAUGACAUCAAAACUGAACUUCAAUUCGUUGGUAAAUACUGGCGUUUAUCAGGUCGCCCAACUGUAUGUUUGUUGAUUCGUGAAGAACACAUGCGUGAUCCUCAAUUUAAAGAAAUGCUCGAUUUACUCGCUAUGUUGAAAAAAGGAUACUGUGAUGGAAUGAAAGUUCGCAUUGGUCGAUUGCAAAAUUUAAUCAGCAGUUCCUGCAUAGAACAUUUGGAUUUUAUGAACCAGAGUGAUUUGUCUGACAAUGAAAAUGCCUUUGCUCAAAUUAAUCAUGAGUAUAUUGGUUAUCAGAGCUUAACAGAUGUUCCUAAGGCACUUAGCUAUGUGGAAGAAAAAAUGUCGUGUGAGGAAUACCUGACCAAGCCAACCAGCGAAAUUAUAGAUGCACUCCGAAAAACUGAUUCUAUUUAUGCACUAUGUCAGCUUUGGGGUUAUCUUUUGAAUCGUGAAGGACCACACUUUGAAGUCAAUGGGUUAAGUGUCAACCAAGCGUUUACACAACUUUACCAUCGAGCAGGGUCCUUGCGCUAUUGGAGAGCCGUAAGAUACUGCAGUUCUCUGUUGCAUCAUAUUGUUGAUUCUAUAAGUCCUUUCAUAACAACUGUAUUGGUGAACGGCAAGGAAUUAACUGUUGGGGUAAUUGGUCAAAAGGAAACUGUCUUUGACAAGCCUAUGACACCAGCAGAAAUACAAAAUGUAAUGUACACUAGCGUACAACCAUACAAUGUUAUACAAGCUGUUUUGCAACAAGAAGUUGUUUUAUAUUGUGGGCGAUUAAUUGCCACAAAUCCUAACAUGUUCAGAGGAAUUCUUAAGAUAAGAGUUGGUUGGGUUCUUGAAGCUAUUCGUAUUUAUCUUCGGAUCUCUGGGCAAAAAACGUGCGAUUUGGAUAAUUUAUCGCCUUUCCAAGUUCGUAUUUUGCUUCAAAAAGUACUUACUGUUAGUGAGUGGGCUGCUGAGGAGAAAUUGACAACAUUGGAGCGCCGUCAACUUGAAGGGUCACUCUGUCGGGUGCCAAAACAUUUUUAUAACAAAGUUUGGGAUAUUUUACAAAGAACUCCCCAGGGUAUUAAAACUGAAAAUCAUUUACUACCCGCUGUUCCUACUCUUACCAAUAUGAGUCGAGGUGAAUUAACGUUUUCUUUACUCGUCGAAGAGACACUUAUUUGCAUUAAGCAACCAGAGCGGCGUCAAUUGACAGUUGAGUUGAUUUGCAUAAUCGCUACUAUCUUGAGUAGAAAUCCAGAAUUGAGAUUCCAACAGGCUCUUGACUUGGAUGAAAUUCUAAUAGAAGCGUUUCUUAUGUAUUGUAAGGAUAAUAAAAUUCAAUUAGAUAACAAAAAACUGGAAACCAAAGAUAUAUCUCCUUUUUAUGCAUUGGUUUAUGCAGAAACAACCGGCUAUUUAGCUAGAGCUGCUGUCAACAAAGUUCUUCAAGGAGGAGCGUUAUCACCACAGGGCGAGAAUAAUAGUGAUAUCCAUGACGAAACCUGCAAAGUUUCCUAAGAUAAAAAAAUAUCAUGUCGUUUUAUUUGAAUCGAUGGUCUCUACUAUUUUUUGUUUGAAUUGUAGUCAAAUGAGUUAGUUAGGAAAGUUUAUAUACCGACUGUUUGUUAUGUUUUUAACAACCAAAGAGGUUCCAUGAUAUUAAUAAAUAAAUAUUUUUUGUUUAAAA